Messenger RNA from Phyllopteryx taeniolatus (common seadragon), 2999 nucleotides. RefSeq names its product nucleoporin 107 (gene nup107). The transcript has 26 exons. The record is from RefSeq and is a predicted model, not a curated record. Gene Ontology annotation, cellular component: nuclear pore; nuclear pore outer ring. Bases 169 to 2943 code for a protein of 924 amino acids. Gene Ontology annotation, molecular function: structural constituent of nuclear pore. NCBI's taxonomy places the organism in Eukaryota, Metazoa, Chordata, Actinopteri, Syngnathiformes, Syngnathidae. Gene Ontology annotation, biological process: regulation of DNA-templated transcription; post-transcriptional tethering of RNA polymerase II gene DNA at nuclear periphery; mRNA export from nucleus.
GUAGAACGUUUAUAGUGAAUACAUGAAACAUGGACUGUAUUUUAUCUGAAGUUAUACACGUUAUAACACAUUAGUGCUUUCGACAGUCGCGUGUGCUACUUUAAUCUUCCCACGAAGAAGAAAGAAGCUAGUUGAACCUCGUGAAGCGGGAAGUGACAACUUGCUAAAAUGGACUGGGAUCAAAGUGAGCUGCUGUCUCCUGUGGUCCGAGAUGACGUGGUGUCAGAUGCUGCACGUCGAGGGAGUCGAAAGGUGGCUUUCCACUCACCUGGCAGCGGCAGUCGCGUCAUUGCCACGGUAACGCCGGCCCGCUCCCUGUCGAGGAACACGCCUGCUUCACUCUUCAGACAAGCUGUAACUCCCAGGGUUCCAGACCUUUCUGCCAUUUUCAGUCCCGCGGGCCGAACCCCACACUCCGCGCACACACCGAGAAACGCACUCGGCAGUCUGAAUUUGGAUGACAGCGAAUGGACUAACAGCAUAUACCCGUCCCCCAUGUUGGAGAACAGCAGCUUCUUCACCGAGGACAUCCCCCACCUCAGCUCAGCCCUGCUAGGGGACGAUGACCCCGGAGAGGCUGCGGCCACCAGUCUUUUCCCAGAGUUCCUCGCCUCCUUUUUGAAACAUUCCUCCUCUGCCGUCUUCGAGCUUCUGGAGGAUUACCAGACCCUCUGCCAGGACAAGGUGGAAGCCCUCCAGCCGCUGGUGCUACGAGCGGGUCAGAGCAGUAAGACGGCAGGAGUGCGCUGGCUCCUGCAGCAGGAGAGCCACUCCUGGAGACUCGUCUCCUCCCUCUACAGGGAUCGCGUCCAGUUGGCCCUGGAAGACGACAUGAUGGUCGACGCUGCUAUUCCCAAUGAAAGUGAGAAGGUGGUGGUGAAGCAGCUUUUCCAGCACGACGCCAUCGUACGUCAAAGUCAGCUGGUCGUCGAUUGGCUGGAGAACAUCGCCAAGGAUCAGAUGGGAGACUUUUCAGACAACAUUGAGUAUUACGCUAAAAAUGUCUGCUGGGAGAACACGCUGCACUCACUGAAGCUGAGAAUCAAGAGCACCAAUGUCUUCGCCGUCCCUCUGGUCACUGAGCUGGACCCCGACGCUCCUCUCCGCCAGCAGCGUCCCCUGGUGGACCUGGACCGGGAAGACGACGUCCGUCUGCUGAAGAACCUGUUCACUCUCAUCCGGGCCGGCAUGACCGAGGAGGCUCAGAGGCUGUGCAUGCGCUGCGGUCAGGCCUGGAGAGCAGCCACUCUGGAAGGCUGGAAGCUCUACCAUGAUCCCAACAUCAACUCUGGCAGCGUAGAGUUGCAGCCGGUUGAAGGAAAUCCUCAAAGAGGCAUCUGGAAGGCCUGCACCUGGAGGAUGGCCGAGGAGGAGCAGAUAAACAGAUACGAGCGAGCCAUCUAUGCUAGCCUGAGUGGAAAUCUGAAACCUGUGCUAGCUGUGUGUGAGUCGUGGGAGGACUGCGUGUGGGCGUACUUCCGAGUUAUGGUGGACACGCUGGUGGAAAAGCAUCUGAUGUCGUUGGGGAUGGCGCACGAGGAAGUGGAAACGCUGCCUCAGGAAUACCUGGAAGCCAACUGGACUAUGGAAAAGGUGUUUGAGGAGCUCCAAGCGUCAGAAUCUAAAAGGGUGCUGGAGGAGACGCAAGAGCACUAUCAUGUCAUUCAGAAAUUUGUCAUACUGGGAGACCUGGACGGUCUUCUGGAGGAGUUUGCUGAUUGGCUGACAGCAUCCAAGCCGCUCCCCUCGCACCUACUGCGCUUCAUGACUCACCUGCUGCUAUUCUUCCGCUCUUUGGGUUUGGCCCUGAAGGAGGACGUGUGCGUGGACGUGCUGAAGGCGUACGUGACCCCGCUCAUUCGCGACCAGCGCACGGACCUGGUGGCGAGCUACGUCAGCCAGCUGCCGCCCGACCUGGCAACGGCUCAAUACGCCGCCUUCCUGGAGACAGUCAGCCAGUCGGAGCUGCGUCCCCGCUGCUUGCAGCUCGCCACGGAGGCCGGUAAGAGCGGAAACUGGAUUUUCAACAGCCAGCGGGGUGACGGGCACAUUUGGAGUCAUUUUGUUUGUAUAGGUUUGGAUGUGGCUGCUGUCACCAAACUGGUGGUGGAGACGGUGAGAGAGCGAGAAGACGCCGACUUCACGCACCACAGGCAGACUCUGGAAAUUGGAACCACAAAGGAAGACCAGAAGAAGAUCGACGUCAUCGACUGGCUUUUGUUUGACGCCGCCCACCGGGCUGAAGCCCUGAAGCAGUCCAACGCAAUCAUGAGAAGAUUUCUGGCUCUGGAGAAACACGAUGCGGCCAAGGCGGUCUUCUCCAAAGUUCCCGAGGAUUCCAUGCGACAAAUCUACUGCCAGGCGUCUCCUCUACCCGCCGAGGAUGACAACGCAAUCAGAGAGCAUCUGUGCAUCAGAGCCUACCUGGAAGCCCACGAAGCCUUCACCGACUGGUUCAGUCACAGUAGCUCCGCCCCCCAGAAGCCAACGCCUGCACCGGAAGUGAAAUUCACCGAGCAAGUAGCCAAUGAGAUGAGAGAGAAAGAGUACCAGGCCGCGCUGUCCGCCUGGUCAGGCCGCUUGGACGUCCUGACCGAAGACGUGAAGGAAAGAAUUUACAACGUGCUGCUGUUUGUCGACGGCGGCUGGAUGGUGGACAACGUGCAGGAUUCCGAGCAGGAUGCGGCGCGCAGCCACCAAAUGUCGGCGCUGCGCUCACUGUGUCUGCCCCGCCUCACCUUCCUACUGCUCAGCGUGCUGCAGAGCUCCUCCAGACACCAGGAGGCGCUGCGGCUCGCCGACAUCAUCUCGGCCGACCAUCACGGCCUCUACAAGGUGUUUUCUAAAGACGAGCUGAGACGAUUUGUUCAGAAGUUGAGGAAGUCGUCCCUGUCGCUGUUGGACCAGGGACUCGACCCGCUCGGCUACGAGUUACAGCCGUGAGGGCCCCUGGAUUGUUUUGGUUGUCCAUAUUUUCCUAAUAAAAUAUCUGUUUUGCA